AUGGACGGCGACGACAGGGACUUCCUGCGCGAGUGGCUCAUCCGCAACCUCGAGCCGGUAUGCGACGCCGACCCGGAGGUGCUGAGCAAGUAUGUGCUGGCGCUGGUGCAGAACGACCCGCAGAAGCCGGGACUGCAGGACACGUGCGUGUCCAAGCUCGAGGAGUUCCUCGGUGACGAGACGGCGGGCUUCGUGGCCAAACUGUUCAAGGCGCUGGCCGAUGGCUCCUACAAGGCCUCGAACUCGAGUCGCGCCAACAGCGCGGCCCCCAGUGACGAGCAGCAGUUCCGGUCAUCUAACGCAUACGACGACGACUACUCGCGGCGGCGCGAGCGCACCCCCUCAGACGACGAGGAGGAGCAGCGGCGGUAUAACAAGCGGCGUCGCGACGACGACCGCUCGAGGGACGGCGACUACAAGCGGCAUCAGGGCAGUCCCCGGAGAGACCGACGUCAGCCCUACCCGUCGCGGGAUAUGCGCGGCGGACCAAUGGGCGGACGUGGCCCGGCGCCGUAUGGCAUGGGCGGCGAUCGCCGUAGGAAUUUCCCUCCGGAGUGGGGCAUGCCGCCGCAGGGAAUGUGGCCGCCGCACUUCCCGCCCCCGCGCGGCGGGGCCUACCCGCCAGACUUCGACCCCAAUGUGUAUAUGGGAGAGAACGGUGGCAUGAUGCCGCCUCCGCACAUGAUGAUGCCCCACCCCAUGGGCGGACGGGGCCAGUACUACCCUCCUGGAGGCCGAGGAGGCCGCGGUGGCCGCGGCAACUACUUCGGAGGCCGAGGCGGCAAGGACGGCGAGAAUGGAGAGGCGACCACUGCGAAGACGACGCUCCACGUUCGACAUGUGGACCCCAAGUACGUCAACAUGACCGCGCUCAGCCUGCACUUUUCCAAGUUCGGCAACGUGGUGAACGUUCAGAUGCGGCCGAGCGCUAAGUGUGCAUUUGUUCAGUACGCGACCGAGGAGGAGGCGAAGAAGGCGUUCCACUCGCCUCUGCCUGUGUGCAACAACCGCUUUAUCUCUGUAAAAUGGGCAAGGCACGACGCGCAGGGUCCGGAGGAAGCUGCAGAUCAUCAGUCCGAGGGCGCCUCGAAAGAAGAGUCUGGAGAGGACAGCGUGCCUGCUAGCGGUGAAUCGGCUGAAAAGAAUGCGGACGGUGCUAGCGCAGAAGGAGAAGCACCCGCCGUGCUGCCCGAGCACAAUAUGACCGCUGAGGAGCUGCGUGCAGCAGCAUUAGAGAAGGGCCGCAAGGUGCUGGAGCAGAAGCGCGAGUUGCUCGAGAAGCAGCGCGCGCUCAAGAAGCAGAAGGAGGCACUGAUCAAGCGGCAACUGGCCCAGCAGAAGGAGCUGCUGGAGCGCAUGAGCACCAACAGCUCCCAGUUCUCCGUAGCGGAGAAGCGCGACCUGCUGAACAAGAUCACAGCGUUGUCUGCAGAGCUCAAGGCGCUGACCCCGCGCCACUCGGCCAUCUCGCCGACUGCGGCGACGCGGCCAGCGGAGGAAGGCGAGGGCGGCGAGAACCUGAACGGACUCAAGGCGGAGCUCAGCGCGUUGGAGGCCGAGGCAUCCGGCGGUCGAGGAGGUCGCGGUGGCCGGUGGUCUGCUGGUCGCGGCUACAGAGGAGGCCGUGGCGGCCGUGGACGCGGAGGCUUCGGCCGCGGCUCGCACACGCUGGACAACCGCACCACGAUCGUGAAGGUGGCGAACCUGCCGGAGGAGGCGCGCGACCCGAUUGUGCUGACUCAGCACUUUGGCAACUUUGGCUCCGUCGAGCGCGUCGUGAUGGACGAGGCCGCGCCCGGCCAGGGCUUCAUCAAGUUCCAGGACCGCUACGCCGGCCAGGCAGCGCUGAACCACGGCACCAUGUUCGGCGACAAGCAGUUGGAGAUGGGGUGGGUGGAGUCCCAGGAGGCGCCCGCGGAGCUAACACGGAGUGACUCACCGACAACAGCAGCAGCGUCUGCUGGCGCGGAAGCUGGCGACGGCAAUGUGGCGGCGGCAUCAAGCGACCAGGUACGAUUUGCUCUUUGGCGUGAUCAGGACACGGCGACCCACACCGCACACACACGACUAACUUGUAUCUGUUGCUGUUGCUGCCUGGAUACUUUCACGCGAGCAGGUCUCCGCGAGUGCGUAGCCGGCCCUGCGAUCCGACGCCAUCGUCCUGAGUCAUGA
This is a messenger RNA of Phytophthora sojae, 2172 nucleotides long. RefSeq lists its product as hypothetical. The transcript is spliced from 3 exons. Gene Ontology annotation, molecular function: RNA binding. Gene Ontology annotation, cellular component: nucleus. Lineage: Eukaryota; Oomycota; Peronosporomycetes; Peronosporales; Peronosporaceae. Gene Ontology annotation, biological process: mRNA processing. The record is from RefSeq and is a predicted model, not a curated record. The coding region runs from base 1 to 2172 and encodes 723 amino acids.